UUGUGAAUAAAGCUAGCACUGGCGCUAAGUAUUAGCUUAUUAAUGACCAGGCUGUGAUUCAGAGCUCAGGUGACCGAAGAGGCGGGUUCGUUUAAAUUCCUCACUGAAAGAAGCUAAUGGUCAGGAAACUGUUCACACUGCAAGAAGCACGACGAUUUAUACCAAACGAGCGGGUGCUUCUGACAUGGCACGACGCCGUUUGUGUCCUAAAUUUCUGUCAUGUCUGAAAGCGAAAGCGCAAACGCCGUUAGAAAACUCGAUGCCUCGGCAGAGAAAGGAGACACUCCUCCACUAGCACCGUGCACUCAGGUAUCAGAUCAACACCAUGCACCCGAUGCUUCCAGCGCGUCUUACACUUCAACCAAAGAGUCAGCACUUACACAGGAAAGUAAAACUCAGACACCAGAGCCAUCUGAAGCACACAAAAACCAUUCUGCUGAAGCUGAAGGUCCACCCUCGAGCAUGCUGAACAAUCCUGCUACGCCUGUGACCUUCACUGCCUCCAUGACUCCAGCACCAAAUGCCAUAGUGAGCUCUGUGCCUGUCAGAUCUGCUACGCCGCUGGUGGUGGGGGCGAGAGUGGUGUCUGCAGCGAUUACAGCAGCCGGGGCUAGUGGACAGACCUCGGCAUCAAAUCCUGGAGGACUGUCCAACCAGAUCAGACCUCCAGCAGUGACCCAGGCUCCUCUCCAAGCAGCGGUCAUGGCUCUACCGAGGACUUCACCGCAGAAUGUAACAGUGUCGCGGAGCCUUCAGACCACGUCUCUCCAGCUUCCUGCAAACUUUCAGAUUCCACAAGGUAUGGUUUUAAUUCGCAGCGACAGUGGCCAGUUGAUGUUGGUUUCCCAGCAGGCUUUGGCUCAAGCACAGGCCCAGGGCUUUGUGCCCAAAACAUCCAGUGUCACUACAGCUGUAAGACCACAAGCCUCCCAGGCAACAGCUACAUCGAUCAUCAGAGUUUCUCUUCCAUCUACAUCUACAACAGUAGCCACCUUAGUAAAACCUACCUCCUCGACAGGAAAGGCUGUUCUGAAGCCCAGCUCCACCAUGACUACUACCAUAAUCAAACCUACAACUACAGGAAGCACAAUUAUUAAAGCCUCCUCAGUGUUAGGGACUGGCAUUAAGCCAAACUCCAUCACAGGACCCACGGUCAUUAAAGCAGCCACUGCUCAGAAACCUCCGACAAGCAACACAACAGGAACCAUAAGCCAAAGGACAGUCACAGGCACCAAUGUUUCCUCUACAUCUGUAGUAAAGUCUAUAGGCAAGGCAUCACUUUCUUCAUCAGUUACUCAGAGCAUCCGCCCAGUUACCAUUGGCCCUCGAAUUAUCUCCCCAAAUAUUCCCAUCAAAGCCACCAGGAGUAGCAAAGUCUCCACUCCGGUCACUGUCACAGCCGAGACACUGGAGAAUGUAAAGAAAUGUAAAAACUUUCUGAUCACUCUAAUGAAGCUGGCAUCGAGCGGGACCCGUUCACCUGACAUGGCUCAGAAUGUCCGCAAUCUAGUCAAAGACCUGCUGGACGGACGUCUCGAAGCUGAGGAGUUCACUGAAAAACUUUACAUGGAGCUGAAAUCAUCCCCGCAACCGUACCUAGUGCCCUUUCUUAAAAGAAGCCUUCCUGCUGUGCGUCAGCUCACCCCAAACUCUCAGCUCUUCAUCCAGCAGAGUGAGCAGCCCAAAGCCUCCUCUUCAUCCACAAUCACCAGCAGUGCCCAGAAACCCAGCCUUUCAUCCUCCACCACAAUCUCUCAGCCUCUUCGAGGCAGCGUAUCAGCUAGACCCCCUCAAAUGGUGAUCCAGCAAAGCAAAGGAGUGAUUGUGGAGCAACGUCUGACCUCCUCAUCCCAUGUUGUGUUACCAGUGCAGAACCACACACAGCCCAAGCAGCCGGUCAUUCAGACCAACACACAGGCAGCAGGAGAUUUUAGGAAGCAGUAUUCUCUCCAGGCAUGUAAAAUCCCCUCUGGACCUACUCAGGCAGCACAAACACACAAUUUCAAGGACAGCACCUCAGGCUUAUUCCGUGAUGACGAUGACAUAAAUGACGUGGCCUCCAUGGCGGGUGUAAAUGUGAAUGAGGAGAACGCUCGCAUUUUGGCGUCCAGUUCAGAGCUGGUGGGAACAGUGGUGCGCUCAUGCAGGGACGAGCCGUUCCUGCAGACCACAGCACUGCAACAGAGAGUGCUCCUCAUUGGUAAUUCUCUAGGUGUUGCAGAGGUGAAUCCAGAUGUGCUUGGGUUGCUUUCUCAUGCCACGCAGGAAAGACUUCGCGAUCUGCUGGAAAAACUCACUGUUAUAGCACAACAUCAUAAUAUCUCUUACAGGGAUGAUUGGCGGAACAUUCAGACCAGUGACACUCGCUCCCAGCUAAAGUUCCUGGAGCAGCUGGAAAAAGUGGAGAAACAAAGAAGAGAAGAGGAGGAGAGGGAAACCCUGUUGCGCAUCGCUAAGAGUCGCUCGAGCAGUGAGGACCCUGAGCAGCUUCGGCUCCGACAAAGAGCCAAAGAGAUGCAGCAGCUGGAGCUAGCUCAAAUGGAGCACAGAGAUGCUAACCUGGCAGCACUUGCGGCUCUGGGGCCUCGAAAGAGGAAACCUUUGGAGGCUUCCGGUUCUGGGACUAACCAGGUUCUGAGUUUCCAUGCUCAGAGAACUGCUCAAAGGCUUCCAACACGGGUCACUUUCAAAGAUCUGAUCUUCUGCAUGGAACAGGACCGUGCACUUAGACAAUCUCUUACACUCUAUAAUGCUUUCCUACGUUAGCACUCCUUCAGUUUCUUUUCAAAGUUACUUUCAAUUACAUGGCUUAGUUAAAGGAAUAAUUAUUUCAUCUUUGAUUUGAAAUAGGGUCUACCUAAUGUCUAGAUUAAACAUUGUUUCCUUUCCUUGGUUAGUUGUUGAUUGAAAUUUUUUGCACUUAUUUGUGAUAUUAAAACACUUCAGCAUUGCGCUUGUAUCGUGUUUGUGUUGAGAAUGACUGACCUCUUUUGAGGAAAAUGAGUUCUUUUAUUAGUUUCCCAAAAUAAUAUUGUGGCUUCCUGAUUAUCCAACUGUACUAAUGUUUUAAUUAAAUCUUUUAAUGACAUUUAUUAUUAUAAUGCAAUUGAGUAAACGAACGAGAUGUUGGCACUGGAUUUUUGGAACAAGCUCGAGGGCAUCGCCUACAGCACCAAGCCUGCGCAGAACAGGAUACUGCCUCAGGAGCCAAUCAGUGUAGGGCACUGCUGCAGGCAUAGGGACUGACCAAUCAGUGUAGGAUACAGCCUCAGGGGUUAGGGACAACCAAUCAGAAGUGGAUGUCACUUCAAGCCCUAGAGCUGGCCAACAGGAACUACACAUAGCCAGGGGGCCAAGAGGAGAGCAACCAGGUCAACAUCACUGGAGGAAAAACACCGGAGAGGAAAAACCUCAUCACCUCAAUGCUCACAGCCAUACAACGUUGUCUAAAAACUCAGCCAACAAUAUUCAAUGUCGGUGAAAUUUGUGUGGAAUUGUGUUCAUGGAAAAGUCCAGGCACUCCAGGAUAGUAUGAAAACGCUGAUUAUAAAUAGAAUAAUGGAAACAAAACCAGCUUAUAUUAUUAGAAGGACAGUAAAAGAGUUUAAUAGAAGCGAUGUGUCUGACCUUGGCUGCAAGAGAUUAAAGCUUUUCUGAGACCCAGCAGUCUGCCUAUUCUAUUACCUCUUAAUAAGCAGAACUGUCACACUGGGAGCUAUGUACUGGAGCCUGGAGCUCUUCCAGUCCCAUCUACAGUG
This is a messenger RNA of Hemibagrus wyckioides, 3758 nucleotides long. RefSeq names its product TAF4B RNA polymerase II, TATA box binding protein (TBP)-associated factor (gene taf4b). The record is from RefSeq and is a predicted model, not a curated record. Gene Ontology annotation, molecular function: DNA binding; RNA polymerase II general transcription initiation factor activity; protein heterodimerization activity. The coding region runs from base 220 to 2766 and encodes 848 amino acids. NCBI's taxonomy places the organism in Eukaryota, Metazoa, Chordata, Actinopteri, Siluriformes, Bagridae. The transcript has 15 exons. Gene Ontology annotation, biological process: transcription initiation at RNA polymerase II promoter; DNA-templated transcription. Gene Ontology annotation, cellular component: transcription factor TFIID complex.